Molecule: messenger RNA, 2277 nt
Organism: Saprolegnia parasitica CBS 223.65
Lineage: Eukaryota; Oomycota; Saprolegniomycetes; Saprolegniales; Saprolegniaceae
Exons: 3
Coding region: 1-2277 (758 amino acids)
Biological process (GO): nucleosome assembly
Cellular component (GO): CAF-1 complex; nucleus
Source: RefSeq, a predicted model, not a curated record
AUGACGACGCCCGAGAAGAAGCAGAAGUCCAUCGCCGCCUUCUUCUCGCCUGUCACCCGGGCAGCGGCGCCACCGGCUGCGGCGAAUCUCGUCGAGGCCAAGCCUCCAGCAGCAAUCGCAGCGACCAAGUCGACCGCUUCACCGAUGCAGAGCAAGCCGUCGACGCCGAAGCGCACCCCGAUCAAGAAAACAACCGAAGAGAGCGCAAAGCGAGAGACCACGGUUGCCGCUGUGGUAUCUCUCGCCACGGCUCCGCAGCCUGAACUGGCGGUUGCGACGGUCAGUAGCACACCACCGAGCCCCGCGGUAGCGUCGCCACCCAAAGAAAAAAAGCCCGCUCCGUCGACCUCGGGAUCGGCCAGUGCACCCAUCGAUGUGGCCAUGGACAGCGACGAUGCACCCGUGACGGCGACGAAGAAGCGCCGCUCGGACAAUGCAAGCGAAGCUAAGGUGCCUGCAAAGAAGCUCAAGGGCAAGGCGUCGAGACGCGAAGAAGAGAACGACCACGAUGAUACUGCCAGCGUCGAAAUUGUCGACGAGCCGCCUACGAAAGAGACGCGGAAGCGGACGCGGCCCGUGCGCCAAGCAGCCUUGGCGCCCAAAGUCGCCGAGCCCGUCGAAGUCGUGGUCGCGCCACCGACUCCCGUCGUCGUCUUGUCGCCGGCGCAGCAGCAGAAGCUUGAUUUGUACCUCUCCAAGCUCCACGACGCCGAGCGUGCGAUCCAAAGCGGCGACCCCGUCGCCCACGAAAUCUACGGCCUCGCACUCGACUCGCGACUCGAGUUGCAUCCAGCGCUCCAGGACGAGUGCACUAUCGCGCUAAGUUCUGAGAGCAGCGACGUUGCACCGGCGCUCAAGACGUACCUGGCGCGGUACGUGCAAGGCAGCAUGGACGCACUCUCGGUGCUUGUGAGUGGCAUCCGCGCUGCCUGGACGACCCUCGCGCCAGACCACGUCUUCAACAGCGCGACCGUCGAGAUGGAGAUCAAAGUCAUGGCCGAGCGCAUCGCGUAUGGCGCCAAGCCAAAGAAGUCCAACCUCUUUGAAGACACGACGACGCGCGCGCUGUACGUCUGGGAGGUCGGCAAACUCGACGGGCGCUUUGGCGACGACGACUCGGUCAAGGUCAUUCGCCGCAUGCGCAAGCAGCGAAAGCGCACAGGCGCGUACCUCAAGACACUCGACCGCAUCGUGGGCAUGCUGCAGGACGCCAAGGUCGACGACUCCAAGCUCAGCGUCGAGGAGGCAAAGGCAAGCAAGUUCCUCGUCUCGGUCGAGAUGGAGAAGCAGCGCGCGCUCGAGAAGGAGCAGAAGGCGACGCUCGCCCUCGAAAAAGAGGAGGCCAAGCGCAAGGAGAAGGAAGACGCGGCCGAGAAGAAGCGGUUGAAAGACCAAGCAAAGGAGGACGCCGAGGUGGCCAAGCGCCGACAGACGCUCGUCUCCUACUUCCAGCCGACGCCCGCCAAACCGACGGCCGUGCCCGCGCCACCGGUGACAGUUGAUCUCUCGAACGUCGACGCUGAUGCUGCAGCGCGGCUGCUUGCGAUGGACAAGGCUCUCGGGCUCUCGGGCUCUUCAGCGUCCGGCGACGUGGCGGCGGUCGCGGCUCUUCGCAAGCAGCGCGCGGUUAUCACACCUGGCAGCUGGUCCAGUCGCCGCGUGCGCCACCCGACACUCGGGAUCAAGAAGCUGCUGCAGUUCCAUGAAAACUACCGCCCCGCGUACUGCGGGACGUUCUCCAAGAAGACACGCGUGCUGCGGCGUGGUCGCAAGCCGCUGGCGCUCGUGCCAUCUCUCGACUACUCGAUCGACAGCGACGACGAGUGGGAGGAAGAGGAGGUCGGCGAAAGCCUCUCGGACCAAGACAGUGACGAAGACGCCGAGGACGGCGACGACGCACUCGACUAUGGCGACAAGUGGCUCGCGUACGAGGACGAGGUCGACUACGUGGACCGCGCACCGGACGACGAAGCUGCGACCGAGUCGCGCCACGUCAAGGUCUCGGACAUGCCCAAGGCCAGCAAGCUCACGAAGCUCGUGCCGCGGAUCCUCGGGCCUUACUACACACCGUCGACGGCGCCAGAGCUCACGGCCUUUCGCAUUGAGCUCCUGCACCCGAUCGUCCUCGAGUCGCCGCUGCUCAAGAAGAAGGCGCCUGCGGCCGAGCCAGAGCCAGUCCCGCCUAAGGUGACGCCGACCAAGGUCGUUGCCAAACCCACGCCCUCGACCAAAGCCGGCCUCACCACGUGGCUCCAAGCCGAGACGCCGUCGUCGUAA